Messenger RNA from Macrosiphum euphorbiae (potato aphid), 393 nucleotides. NCBI's taxonomy places the organism in Eukaryota, Metazoa, Arthropoda, Insecta, Hemiptera, Aphididae. The record is from the annotation of a GenBank genome assembly.
AUGGCCGCCGAGAUUUCGGUUACCCUGUCCCGGCCAGAGAUGCCUUCUGGCCUGGGUUUCUCGUUACUCAGCGUUGCCGACUGCCCGCCGGUCAUCUACGAUAUCAUCGAGAACACUCCGGCCGCCGAAUGCGCCAAGAUCGAAGUUGGCGAUAUUAUCACUAAGAUAAACAAUGAAGAUGUGCGGAAAUGUACAAUAAAAGAAGUUUUGAAAUGUUUGAGAUUAGCACAAAACCCCAUUAAUCUGAAACUAGUCAGAGAUCCUGCUAUAAAAAAUAAAGUGCAUGAUAAACUGGCUGAAGAUGAAAACUCCCCUCAGUUAUUACUCCGUGAUAUAGAUUCUCCACCACCUCCAUCCACAACAUCAUCCACCACCAUUAGAAAUGGUUACUAG